Molecule: messenger RNA, 811 nt
Organism: Podospora bellae-mahoneyi
Lineage: Eukaryota; Fungi; Ascomycota; Sordariomycetes; Sordariales; Podosporaceae
Exons: 2
Coding region: 167-694 (175 amino acids)
Source: RefSeq, a predicted model, not a curated record
GUGGGAUUACUCGAUGCAUCUGUCAAAGUGAGGUCAUUGUCCGGUCACCAACCGCCUGCUCGCCAACCUCUAUAAAACUUUUUCUGUCUGCAACCCCAAAGUAAUCCGGAAAUUUGUGCCAUCUUGCUUUCUCCCAUAAGCUGACACAUCUCUUCCACAAGUCACAAUGCUCUCCAAAUCUCUCACCCAGCGGCUGCCGGGCGUUACACAAGCCCUCGCCAAACACGCUCCGCGUGUAGUGGUCCCUUGCACACGUCCCAUGCAGCUGCAACAUCGACUGCAGAUGCAGCAGCCGCCGUCAUCGCCUUCAUGUUUCCAAUGCCGUACAGCCGUGUCGUUCCAGCCAAAUCAUGACUACCCGGGCCACGAUCGAGCAAACGACAUGGGAGGACCCGGAGGCCAAGAGUCCUUCCCGGCUAGUAUGCCUUAUCGAAGAAGAAUUGAAUACGAGACAUUCUACGGCGUGUUGCUGGCCAUCGCCCUCAUGUGUAUCGCCAAGCUCGUGCAGCAGAACUACGACCCAAAGAUGAAUUAUGUGCUGGUGCAUGAUAAUACAAAGGGGGAGCUGGACGAUGUAAAGUACAUCCCGAUGCCCAAGAUGCGGGAGCAGCCGGUGGUUGCGGAGAUCCGGGAGGAGGUGAUGAUCCCUAUCAAGAAGGUUGAUAGAGUUGACAAGGUGCAGAGGUGGGCUUGAUUUGGAUUUUGAAUUGCCAAGAUUGCAUUUGGGGUUUUCGCUACAAAGGAGAUAGUCGAAAGAUUAGAUCCAUCGAUUCAUCAUAUCUACCUACUUACACCUUUCCCAUCACAGUUU